ACCGAUCUCCGUUUUCUCCCUCGGCAGAACGACAAACAAACACAGAAAAGAGGAAGCAGAGCAGAGGUCCCGCCGAGAAAGGGAAGAGGAGAAUGGCGGCGGAGGUGAGCUCCAUCGCCAGGAUGCUCCGCGGGGAGGCCGGGAAGGGUAGGGCCGGCGCGGGGAAGGCGCCGGAGAUGGUGACCAUGGAUCUGCUCGGCGGGUGCGGCAGCGACGCCGGCGGGCAGGACGAGGUCGUCGACCUCGAGGUCAAGGUGCCCGCCGGCUGGGAGCGACGGCUUGAUCUGCUGUCCGGCAAGACGUUCCUGACCCCUCAUCGCCACCAGGCCGCCCAAGACGGCCACCAGGACCUCAACCUGCCUCCCACGGCAUCCACCGCUCCGGCCGCCGCCGUCACCACAUGCGCCGCGGUCUGCACCCUCGACAUGGUCCGCGACGCCCUGCAGCGCGCCGCUGCCGCGCGGUCAGCCCGCUCUCCGGACACUUCGUCCUCCUCGUCUGCGUCCACCUCCUCGUCGUGCCCCUCCCUGGGAAAGCGCAGCCGCUCGCCUCCUUCAAGCACGGCGUCGCCCCCCGCGAACCCGGCCAUGCGCGCGUCCGCGUGCCCGUCCUGCCUCACGUACGUGCUCAUCGCCGAGGCCGACCCCCGGUGCCCGCGGUGCACGUCCAAGGUGCCGCCGCUCCCCACCAAGCCCGCCGCCCACAAUAGCGGGAAGAAGCCGAAGAUUGACCUGAAUGCUGCCGCCGAUGAGACCGAGUGAAUGGGAAAAGAUGAUAGACAAUUCGAUUUUUUUUUCUUUCUGGAAAAGUUUUUCCAGUCAUUAGUUGGCACUACUUAGAAUAUAUCAUCAGAAACAGAUACAUGUUCAGAAAAUUAUUACUCCUACUAUCAUAGGGUCAAAUCAGAUAUUCAAGUUGGACUUUUAUUAAUUUAUUUCGUUUUUUCCCUUCAA
Molecule: messenger RNA, 953 nt
Organism: Triticum dicoccoides
Lineage: Eukaryota; Viridiplantae; Streptophyta; Magnoliopsida; Poales; Poaceae
Exons: 2
Coding region: 93-761 (222 amino acids)
Source: RefSeq, a predicted model, not a curated record